GGUCACGUGGUGAGAUCGGGCAAUAUUGUCACUCCGACCCAUAAGAAGAAAAAAAAGCGGUGUAUUUGAGGAAAGAGAACAAAGAAAUAAUUGCAUAUAAAUAAGUGCAGUCUCCGCAGCAGCAGUCGUCCACAGGCAUCGCGCGAGCUUGCACCACAACCUUCUCAGGCACUUCCACUAUCAGCAGCGGAGCUCCAGGAUACAGGAGGAGGAUGCGGUUCUCCGGGCUUCUGUCAGGCGCUUUCGCUCUGCAUGUGCUCCUGACCGCGAGAUGCAUGCCUUUGCAUGAGGGACGAGGACUCAUGAAGCACAAAGAGCCUCCGGGUUUGUCACAGAUUCCUCAUUCCCUCUCUGAAAAGAGGAGAGACAGGGUCCCUCACCCUCAGGACACAUUCAAACCUCAAGCGCUGCCAAAAAAUGAGCCACAGCUCAACACCCAACUCAGGAACAGCUCCGGGGGUGCAGGUCCAGUACGCUGUGGCGUCCCAGACUACCCCGACCAGAGAGAGGUGCAUCUCAGCAGUCACCCCCGACAGAAACGCUUUGUGAUUUUUGGAGGACGCUGGCCAAAAACUGACCUCACUUACAAAAUCCAGCGCUUCCCGUGGCAGAUGAAUGAGGAUAAAGUGAGGCGGGUUUUACGGGAAGCUCUCAAGAUUUGGAGUGACGUUACGCCCCUCACCUUUACUGAGGUCAUCAACCAAGAGGCCGACAUAAUCAUUGACUUUGCAAGGUACUGGCAUGGUGAUAAUUUGCCCUUUGAUGGCCCCGGUGGGAUCCUGGCUCAUGCUUUUUUCCCAAGGACACACCGGGAGGGAGACAUUCAUUUUGAUUAUGAUGAGUCCUGGACGGUGGGCAAUGAACUUGGAACUGAUCUUCUUCAGGUGGCAGCACAUGAGUUUGGUCAUGUCCUGGGUCUACAGCAUUCUCUGGAGCCUGGAGCCAUAAUGUCCCCAUUUUACAGCUUCUCUUAUCCUCUCCAACUCAGUGAGGAUGACAAGAAAGGGAUUCAAUACCUCUACGGCCCCCGGCCGCAAGCCCCACUCCAAAUCCCUACAGAAACCAAUGAGAUUAUCACCAGUGCACCUGACGCUUGUCACACAGACUUUGAUGCUGUGUCUGUAAUCCGUGGGGAAUUGUUCUUCUUCAAGGCCAGUUAUGCCUGGCGCAUCAGGGAGGGCCGUCUGCAGGCGGGAUACCCUGCCCUGGCCUCUCGACACUGGAGGGGCAUUCCAGAGAAAAUAGGCGCCGCCUAUGAAGACAAAAAGGGCAAUAUCUGGUUCUUUGAAGGUUCCAGCUACUGGGUGUUUGAUGCAGAACACAAGAUAAAAGGACCAGACCCUCUGCAGACUAUAGGACUUCCUGUCACAGACAUUCAGGCUGCACUGCACUUAAAGGAGCACCACGGCCACUAUACAUACUUCUUCAAAUCAGGAAACUACUGGCGUUUGGAUUCCCAAGAGAACAGCGUGGACACGGCCUUCCCACGCAGCAUCCAGCAGGACUGGUGGGGCAUCCCUGAUGAGAUUGACGCCGCCUUCCAGGAUGCACAUGGCUUUGCCAUCUUCAUCAAUGGCCGACAGUACUGGAAGUUUGACUCAGUUCAACGUAAGGUUUUGGAAGGUUACCCACGCUACGUUAGUGCAGACUUCUUUGGAUGUAGCAUGCCAUAAACCCUCAGGAAACGUUUCUGUCUCUUACAACAACUUCUCACACUCUGGUCUAAAGCACACAGUGUAAUAUCCCUACUUUUUCAUGGAACUGUACUAUGUAACCCAAGUUCUUGUUCCCCAGGCAUUUCUCUUCCUUUCACCUCAAAAAUGUCUGAUUAAUCUUAUUUCUUCUCAGGAAAUCUUGCACAUCUGAGCUUUAUGAACCACGAGCAGCUAUGUCUGUAUUUGUUGUAUUAUCAAGCAACCACUGUGUAAAGAGACACAAAUGCCCUGUUGUUAAGGUGCUAAACAAGGUGCUAAAACAUUUGUCAGGGAUCUUUGCACCAGUUGCAAUGUCCAUAACACUCGAAGUUUUUAUGAUUCGCUGCAAGUUGUACUGUAACUUAAACUAUGCAGUUUGUAUUGAUUAAUAACACAAGAAAACCCUAUUUAGAGAUUAGGUCUCUCAUUCAAGAUGUCAGCCCUCCCCCACACCCUUAUUACAU
Molecule: messenger RNA, 2158 nt
Organism: Sinocyclocheilus grahami
Lineage: Eukaryota; Metazoa; Chordata; Actinopteri; Cypriniformes; Cyprinidae
Gene: mmp11a
Product: matrix metallopeptidase 11a
Exons: 8
Coding region: 213-1673 (486 amino acids)
Biological process (GO): collagen catabolic process; extracellular matrix organization; proteolysis
Cellular component (GO): extracellular matrix
Molecular function (GO): metalloendopeptidase activity; zinc ion binding
Source: RefSeq, a predicted model, not a curated record